UUUAAACCAGUGGCAACCUUGAUAAAACAAAUUAGACGCUGGGAACUAUAAAAAAUAAUUUUCAAUAUUGCCAGUUUUUUAUUAGUUAAAUUAAAGCACAAUUGAUUUAAAUGUAUUUGCGAGAUUCAGUAUAUCACGGGUAAUCAGUUUUGUUCGGAACAGAAAAGAAUAGUGAGUAACAGUAAUUAAGCUUCAAGCACGCUGUAAAAAUCAAGUCCUCAUUCAAAACUACACACAAUAAGAUCAGCCAGAAGCGGCGGGUAAAUAUAGCGUGAGCGAGAUAGCGACAACGACGUAGACGACAUGGCCGAUGCUGCGAUCGAAAAUGAGCCAGACGCCGGGGAGUUCUCCGUGGAGCGCAUUGAGGACAAGCGUGUUAUUAAUGGCAAGACUGAGUACUAUCUUAAGUGGAAAGGUUAUCCGCGUAGUGAAAACACAUGGGAGCCAGAAGAGAAUCUCGACUGUCCUGACUUGAUUGCUGCUUACGAAGAAUCGAUCAAACCGAAAAAACCCGAGGCAAAGAAACGCACAUCAAGUGCAACGGGCAGCGAGACCAAGACUAAGCGAAAAAUCGCUGAAGAGGACAAGGACAACAGAAAGACGGUUGGAUUUGACCGUGGUCUUGAACCCUCCAAAAUACUGGGCGCCACCGAUUCUUCGGGUGAACUUAUGUUCCUUAUGAAAUGGAAGGGCAGCGACGAGGCCGAUUUGGUGCCAGCCAAACAGGCCAAUGUUCGCUGUCCACAGGUUGUUAUACAAUUCUACGAGGAGCGACUAACCUGGCAUACUCCCAGUGCCGAUGAGGACAAAAGUUCUGCCAGCAAGGAAAAUGCAGCUGCAGAUUAGAAUAAGCGAAGCAAAACAGGAGGCCACCACCAUCCACACAUAUAUUAGUUUUUAAGCAUCGUAUUAAGUGCAUAAAUAUUUGCAAUACCAACAAACGACAACAAGCCAACCAACCACACAUGAAGUUCUCUUGGAAAAUCCAAAUUCAAAACGGCACCUAACCCAAAAGGAAAACUUGAAAACUUGGUUUAAUUGCCUUCAUUUUCCCCACGUUCAAUAGAUAUCAAUGAAUUUUUUUUUUUAUUUUAUUCUAAUGACAAAAGAAGUUACGCUUUAAAGCCAUUCUUAUUUUCUACUUAAAAACAAACAAACGCAAACAAACAGAUAUGUAUAUGGUAAAUAAGCAUUCGUCUCCUAUCGAAGACGUAAAUUUCUAGUGUCCACUAAUGGACUGAUUUAGUUUGUAAUAUUUUGCGCGAAGCAAUGUACAUUUUGUCAACUUUUUUUUUCUUCAUUCGUUUAAAAACAAGGAAACUGACAUGAGCUGUAAACACUUAAUUACGCAGAGAACAUGUCACUCAAUUUGAAUCACACUCAAAAGGAACUCUAAUUGAUAGACGAUUUCAAUAAGAUUGUUCUUAGCAAUUCAUAAUUAUAAAUAAAACAAAAACAAAAAAAACGGAA
Molecule: messenger RNA, 1470 nt
Organism: Stomoxys calcitrans (stable fly)
Lineage: Eukaryota; Metazoa; Arthropoda; Insecta; Diptera; Muscidae
Product: chromobox protein homolog 1
Exons: 4
Coding region: 304-846 (180 amino acids)
Biological process (GO): negative regulation of transcription by RNA polymerase II; chromatin organization
Cellular component (GO): nucleus; pericentric heterochromatin
Molecular function (GO): chromatin binding
Source: RefSeq, a predicted model, not a curated record